CAGAACUUGAGGUAAAGCCUGAGAAGAAGGACCGAUGAAGAAGUGAACUUAGUUGAUUAUGGACUGAGAUGAUCUCAAAUCAGUACGGUUGUUGAUUGUUUUAACAGUUAGGUACUUUGUGUUUAUACACUCCGGUCGUUCCUUCUGUGCUAGCUCAAGAUUUAUGGAACCAUUGAAAUGACUAAGGCAAUUAGAAUUUUUUUAUUAGUUGCGAUUGUCUGGAGCAAUUUGGAAAUUAGUGAGAGCUUAGGAUUACCAGAAGCACAUGCGUUGAAGAACGCACUGACUGGAAGAUUUAAUUUUGGUGGCGCCAAAAACAAACCACCACCAAAGCAUGACACCCCAACAUCAUUAUGCAAUUGCACUUGUGGUGAAAGGAAUGAUGAUGGUAGGAUCGUAGGUGGCAAACCCACUGGACGUAAUGAGUACCCAUGGUUAGUGGAACUAUCAUAUUUCAACAGAUUUUAUUGUGGUGGUAUGCUGAUCAAUGACCGAUACGUCUUGACUGCUGCCCAUUGUGUUAAAGGAUUUAUGUGGUUCAUGAUAAAGGUUUCCUUUGGAAAACACGAUAGAUGCAACGACACAGUCAAACCAGAAUCCAGAUUUGUUCUGAGAGCCAUCGCAGGAGCUUUCAGCUUCCUCAACUUCGAUAACGACAUCGCUCUGUUACGUCUCAGUGACAGGGUACCAAUAACGCCAAAUAUAAAACCCAUUUGUUUACCCAAAUUGGAAUCGAAAGAAAAAUCUUACGUGGGUCGAAAGGCAAUAGCUGCGGGCUGGGGAACCCUCAAAGAAGAUGGAAAGCCAAGUUGUAUACUACAGCACGUUGAGGUGCCAGUUAUGAGCAAUGAAGAAUGCCGAAGCACAAACUACUCCUCGAAGAUGAUCUCAGAUAACAUGCUGUGCGCUGGAUACCCAGAGAAGGGUGGUAGAGACUCUUGCCAGGGUGAUAGUGGAGGGCCUCUUAUUGUAGAAAGACAGGACAGCGAUCAUCGCUACGAAUUAAUUGGAGUUGUUUCUUGGGGCAACGGAUGUGCUAGACCAGGCUAUCCCGGUGUUUACACAAGGGUCACCAGGUAUUUAGACUGGAUUUUGGAAAACUCAAGUGACGGAUGCUUCUGCCAAGACUGAAAAAACGAAGGGGUUGUGAUAUUUAAAAAGUAAAAUAUAUGAUCGAUUAUUUAAUUCAAAGUUCAAUACUCUUUCUGAAAGAAGAUUAUUAUACUUGUGGCUAAAUACUUAUUUAAUAAAAUAUUUAUAUAAUUA
Molecule: messenger RNA, 1266 nt
Organism: Harmonia axyridis
Lineage: Eukaryota; Metazoa; Arthropoda; Insecta; Coleoptera; Coccinellidae
Product: venom protease-like
Exons: 7
Coding region: 178-1131 (317 amino acids)
Biological process (GO): proteolysis
Molecular function (GO): serine-type endopeptidase activity
Source: RefSeq, a predicted model, not a curated record